AUGGUAUUAGAGCGCCGAAAUCGAAGCUAUGCAGCCGUUAUCUCUGCAGUUGGAGGUAACGACAUGGAGACUCCUCCACCGAAACAAGCUCGAACGCCGAUGAUCGAACCUCCGCGACGAACUACGAACGCAGAAGAUCCUCUUCUUCUUCCCGCAAAUGAAAGUGCGAGGAAAGUGCUCGUUAGUCCUCCUUUAACAGCUUCCAACUACAAUUCGUGGAGUAGAUCCAUGACAAUGGCACUCAAAGUGAGAAACAAGUGGGGAAUUAUCAGUGGAGCAAUUCCAGUCCCUGCUAGUAGCGAUCUAGAGUACGAGGCAUGGGAGAGAUGCAAUAUUCUGGUUAGUACUUGGAUUAUCAAUUCUCUUAGUCCCUUAAUUGCACAAAGUUUGAUGUAUUUUGAUCUAGCUAAACACAUUUGGGAGGAUUUGAAAAAUAGAUUUUCACAAGUAGAUGCUCAUAGAAUUUCUGACCUUCAAGAUGAGAUCUAUUGUCUUAGACAAGGAGCUUGUAGUGUUACUGAUUACUAUACUCAAUCCAGAAUUUUAUGGGAAGAAAUGAGCUCACUGAGGCCUCUUCCUGUAUGUGAAUGUAAUCUAAAGUGUCAAUGUGUUUUGAAUGCUCCGAAGUGCUCAUGUGAACUAGCUGCUAAGAUCAUAAAAGAACGAGAGGAUGAUCAGGUUAUUCGUUUUUUGAAAGGCUUGAGUGAUGAGUUUUCAAGCAUAAAGUCAGGAGUGCUUCUUUUAGAUCCCAUGCCCCCUGUGCACAAUGUUUUUGCCAUGGCAAUGAAAUUAGAGAGGCAGUUGCAUGGCCUUGAAACAGUACAUAUUAAUGCUAGCCUUACUGAUGCAGUAAGUGAAAACAUUGUGGCUACUGUAAACAACAACAACAAGAGGAAAUUUACCUUCAAUAAUGUGAAUAAAUCUGUGGCUAAGUGCACUUUCUGUGGAAUGACUGGUCAUACGGUUGAGAAGUGUUAUAAGAAACACGGUUAUCCACCAGGUUGGAUACCAGGAUACAAGUCUAAGGGCAAACAGAUACAGACUGGAGUCUCUGCUGCAGUAUCAGGUAAUACUAAUCAGAAGUAUGUUAGUUCUGGACAGGUAGAAGCUGAUCUUAACUUGUCCAACAAGCAAAUCCAGAAGCUCAUUUCUAUGCUACAACUGCAAGUUGGACAAAAUAGCUCAAGUUCACCUACAGCUGCUAGUGUGAGUGUCAUGUCUUCAGGUCUGGUUCCUAACUUCAAAGCAGCAGCAGCAGAACAACUUCCUAAAGGCAAGUACACUUUUAUCACCAGUGUUAAUGCUUUACUAAAACAUUCAGACACUUGGAUAUUAGAUACUGGAGCUACGAAUCAUAUAGUUUGUGAUUUAAAUUACUUUGACACUUACAAUCAUGUCCAAGGAUUGUUGUGA
Messenger RNA from Ipomoea triloba (trilobed morning glory), 1413 nucleotides. RefSeq lists its product as uncharacterized. The coding region runs from base 1 to 1413 and encodes 470 amino acids. The transcript has a single exon. Lineage: Eukaryota; Viridiplantae; Streptophyta; Magnoliopsida; Solanales; Convolvulaceae. The record is from RefSeq and is a predicted model, not a curated record.